AUGGCAAAGAGGUGUCCAAAUUUUUCGGCUGCAGAAAUAUCUGUUUUAACAGAUGAAGUUGAAAGUAAGAAAGAUAUUCUUUUUCCAAAACAAAACUCCACUGUCUCAAAUGCUUUAAAGCGAGAUGCAUGGAAAGAAGUGGCAUUUAAAGUUAAUGCAGUAAAUACAACAGGGUACGUCAGGACGGGGGAAGAAAUGAAGAAGAAGUGGAUUUGCUUGAGCAGUGAAAGUAGGAAAAAUCUAGCCUUGAAUAGGAGAGAGCAGAAAAAGACUGGAGGGGGGUGUUUGCCAUCAGAAGCUACACUACGACCCAUAGACGAGAAGAUAGAGGGAAUUAUCGGAGAAACUUCCAUAUCCGGAGUUGAAGGUGGCAUUGAUGUCCUAGACUCUUCUACGACCACGGAUGCAUUAUUAGCACCUCCAAGCAACAUGACAGAUGCCUCAAUAGAAUGCCAACCUUCCGUUGAAAACUCGCGUUUAAGCAGAAAGGGCACAAAAAGAACCGUUAGUACUAGUGAAUCGCAGCAAAAGGAUGACCUCAUGACGAGACUUGUGACAGCAGAAGAGGAAAGGCUGAGUAUUGAGAAAAGAAGACUUGAGAUAGAGGAAAGAAGACUUGACACCGAGGAGAAGCGUCUCAAGAUUGAGGACCGGCGUCUUGCGGUUGCUGAGCAACAGCUUCAGAUACAGCGUGAGCAGCACUCGCUUCACCUGUCAACUCGGAAUAGUAAAUAAUGCCACCCUCAAUGUGCCUUUGACUGAAAAUGAGUAAUAAAUUGAAAAUAUGUGUUUGAUUCAUUUUAUAUCUUGUUCAUUAAGCAUCCCUUAAUAAGAAUAAUAAAUAUACAUGAAUACACAUUUCAAACCAAUUAGUCCAAUAAGUGAACAAACUUGUUUGUUACAUGUUCAAUUUUAAAGCGGAAUAAGGAAUCAUACACAAUAAUGUCUUCAUGGUUUUAGGAAAAAAUUCACUGAAAUUACACGAAUUCUUUCUCCGAACUAAGGUCCUAAAAUCGAGUAUGGAUAAGUCUUCGACGAACCUCCAUCCCAUCGUUAUUUGGGCC
Magallana angulata is the source of this 1064-nucleotide messenger RNA. Its product is annotated as myb/SANT-like DNA-binding domain-containing protein 4. The coding region runs from base 1 to 735 and encodes 244 amino acids. The transcript has 2 exons. The record is from RefSeq and is a predicted model, not a curated record. Gene Ontology annotation, cellular component: nucleus. NCBI's taxonomy places the organism in Eukaryota, Metazoa, Mollusca, Bivalvia, Ostreida, Ostreidae.